Molecule: messenger RNA, 3652 nt
Organism: Aspergillus sclerotioniger CBS 115572
Lineage: Eukaryota; Fungi; Ascomycota; Eurotiomycetes; Eurotiales; Aspergillaceae
Exons: 13
Coding region: 1-3585 (1194 amino acids)
Cellular component (GO): mitochondrial matrix
Molecular function (GO): manganese ion binding; hydrolase activity; RNA binding
Source: RefSeq, a predicted model, not a curated record
AUGACAGAAAUAAAGAUGCAGUUGGAAGACUGGCUGGAUGAUCUGUGUGUCCGCUUCAUCAUCAACUUACCUCGAGAAGAGCUUGAAUCUGUUGAGGAAGCACAAUGGUUCUACGAGGACUUCAUUCGACCGUUGGACCCGGCGCUUCCGUCGUUGUCUCUCAAAGCCUUCGCCCUGCGCAUCUUCCAGCAUUGUCCACUGAUGUCUCAAUGGUCCCACUACCAUCACAUCACUGCGUUUUCCGAAUUCUUGGCCUACAAAACCCGGGUACCCGUGCGCGGUGCCAUUAUGCUCAACCAAGACAUGGAUGAGGUAAAGGGCGCCAACUGGAGUUUCCCACGAGGCAAAAUCAAUAAAGAUGAAAAAGACAUCGACUGUGCCAUUCGGGAGGUGUAUGAAGAGACCGGUUAUGACAAUGACGUCAAGUUCAUCGAGAUCACCAUGCGAGAGCAGCAUAUGCGGUUGUACGACGCUCAUUUCGAGCCGCAGUGGUACAAGCUGUCGGAACUGCCGACCUUGAAGAAGAGCAAGCAGCAGGACCAAGGCUUCGUUGUCGCUAAUGCGAACAAAUUCUAUAUGAAAUGGAUUGCCCAACAGAAGAAACUUGAAGGAAAGGUCCAAGGGGCUCCGAAGCUACCCAUGCCAACGUCUCAUGCCAUGCACAGCUUCACGCCAAACCAGGUCGCUGCGGAGAUGCCUGUUGCUUCAUCCCAGGACGCCUCCGCUCAUCUAAAGCGUCUCUUGAACAUCAAUAAUGGCCUGCCUUCACAGAUCAUUCCACCGUCUGUUACACCUUUGCAGGACCCUGGGGCUAAUGCCUCGAAGGCCGGUUCAUCUCGCGAAUCUGUUCACCAGGUUCCCGAGGCCGAGCAGAAUUCGCCGCCGGCUCCUCUAGCAGGUGGCUUCCCUCAGCAAGGCCCUCAUGGUGGCCUACCUGCAAGCUUGCCGCAAUAUCAACAGCCCCGUCAUGAACCUGGAGCGCACCUGCCGCCUUCCAUCGUCAAUGCAAUGCCUCGCGGCCCACUGAACCAAGUACCUCUUUCGGCUGCUCAUCCAGGGCCAUCUGCCAAUUAUUACGGGGCGUUCUCCUCUCAACAGCAACUUCCGCCGGACUCGUAUACGGACAGAGCUUUAGUGUCAGGCUUCCCUCCUACACCGCAUAAUCAAGCGAUUGGUCCGGCCCCCUAUCAGAAAACAGGCGACCCCCAAUUUUCGCACUCUGGUCGUCAACCUUCUCAAGUUCGGGGGGCAACAGUACCACCAGCAAGCAAUCUGCCUCCACCGAAGCUUACCAGCCAUUCCCUGGCUCUGUUGAGUGUUUUCAAGGACGAAUCUAUCAAAACACCCAAAACACCCAAGGCGACCCUGGUGUCACAGUCUGAGACGGCGCAAACGAAGGAACGAAAACCAUCACAGCACCAGGAUCAGCUCCUUAGCUUACUGAGAGGGUCACCCGCUCCUGCUAGCCCAGGACCGGUCGAACUAUCGGCCCAACCAGUCUCUCCCGCUAGGAAAAAAAUCCUGCAGCGAGCCCGUGGCGAGAGCCCUGCACGUCACACUGGUACAAAUCAGCAUGUGACUUGGCCGGCGGCAAACCCAUGGGCGUCUGCACCAGCAUCUGGCCCCUCAGCAAAUAUACCGCAAUCUGGAGCACCGAAACCAUCGGGUAGAAAGGCGCAGAAUGUGUCGGCGCGCAAGGCCAACAGAAAUGAGCAGGCCCAGGCUCUUGCGUCCCCAAUAACAAUCUUGUCCAGACCACAAACUGUGAAGAAAGAACAACCCCCGGUGCGCACAUCUUCGCAAACCUCUCGUCCUUCUUCUCGGACGCGACCCGCGAAGCCCAGUACUCCCGAACCACCGAAACCGUUCCAGCCGCAAAUUUUACGUCGCUCCGACAACCCGAAUGCCAUCGACCUUUUGCCUAUCCGAACGAAACUCAAUGAGAAUCAAGACCAGCAGGACCCUACACGCGCGACUAGCUCCCCGCAGCAGUCGCAGCCUCAGCCCAACUUCGAUCGUCGACCAAGUCAAACGGUUGCGCAAAAAGAGAUGCUUCUAUCCCUCUUUGGCAAGCCAUCUUCCUCCCCAAGUAUUUCACCUGCGGAACUCAGCGCGUCUAUUCCAAAGCCUUCGGAGGCUUCCUCCAUUGUUAGCCCACUCUCGCCGCUUAAUCUUCCCACCAUUCCUUCAGGGGGGCAGGGAACCCUUGGCCAAAAGGAUACGUCAUCUCACAAAAUGAUGCGUUCCAGCCCAUCUACACGCACAGUAUGUGCGCAAUGUCUCAACCGCGGGCGAUACUUCUCCACAACCAUCCAGCGCCGCUCCCAACAAUCCAGCACCACCAACCCACCCUCCCCGCCAGCAACCGGGUAUGCUCGUCUCACAAACCGGGGAUUAAUCUCCAUCACAGGCAUAGAUAGCACCUCCUUCCUCCAAGGCCUCAUCACCCAGAACAUGCUCGUGACCAACGACCCGAACCGCGCAACCCGUCGAACCGGAUCCUACACUGCCUUCCUAAACUCCCAAGGCCGCAUCCUCAACGAUGCCUUCAUCUACCCUCUCCCCCAAGCAGAGGGCACAUCACCAGACGAACUCGCAUGGCUAGUUGAAGUGGACAAGAACGAAGUCACAAGUCUCAUGAAACAUCUCAAGAAACACAAACUCCGCGCGAAACUCAAACUACGUGCUCUCGACGACGGCGAACGCACCGUAUGGGCCUCCUGGAAAGAUCACAGCGAGCCUCGAUGGGCAGCAUAUAAUCUCGACUCGCAGUCCUUAUCCCCUUUCGCCUCGUCCUCGACAACAGUCACCGGCUGUGUUGAUACCCGAGCACCGGGGUUCGGGUCCCGACUAGUGACGCCCGGGGCGGAAGAUCUCAGGACACAUCUCGCGGAGGAAGGAGAGGUUUCUGGCUCCGAGGUCGGACUAGGAACCUAUACCGUGCGACGAAUGCUUCAUGGUGUGGCGGAGGGACAGUCAGAGAUUAUUCGCGAAUCGUCACUUCCGUUGGAAUGUAACAUGGAUAUGAUGCAAGGCAUUGAUUUCCGCAAGGGCUGCUACGUUGGUCAGGAACUUACCAUUCGGACUCAUCAUACGGGGGUUGUGAGGAAGAGGAUAUUGCCGGUUCAUUUGUCUGAGGGAGUCCGUCAGGAUGGUGUUGCGUCGGCGGAUACGCCCGUGUAUGAUCCCUCUGUGGAGAUCGGCUUGCCGCCAUCUGGGUCGAAUAUUUCGAAGGUCAGCGCGCGCAAGGGCCGCAGUACAGGGAAGUUCUUGGGUGGGGUUGGGAAUAUCGGGCUUGCGUUGUGUCGGUUGGAGAUGAUGACGGAUGUUGCUUUGACUGGGGAGCCUACGCAGUAUAGUCCUGAUCAGGAGUUCAAGGUUUCGUGGACUGGGGCCGAAGAUGGGUCGUCUGAGUCUGGGGAGGUGAAGAUCAAGGCUAUUGUUCCGCCUUGGACAAGGGAGCAUAUUUAUAAUGGUGGGGUGAAGAAGAAUCAGGGUCGUAACCAUGAAAUGGACAGCCAGCGGGCUAGGGAACUGUAUGAGGAAUUGGAGGAAGAAGAGGAAACGUCACGACGGAAUGAUUAAUUGUUUAUAUAAAGUGUAUCAUAGAACAAAUGUACAAUAUCUCAAAAUGGACCUGUAUAGAUGCAAU